Messenger RNA from Diabrotica balteata, 1277 nucleotides. Lineage: Eukaryota; Metazoa; Arthropoda; Insecta; Coleoptera; Chrysomelidae. The record is from the annotation of a GenBank genome assembly.
GUACCACAGCACAAGGUUUUAUAUAUAUGAUAUAAAAUGUCUAUAAAAAACAUAGAUAAAUUGUUAGAACCACAUAUUGGUGAAGGUAAACAGAUAAUUAGAACUGAAAUAACCAACUUAGUCGAACCUGGAGAAAAUUAUGGUGGAGAAUUAUUUAAGAUAGAUGUUACCAUACAAGAAUCCAAUACCAAGAAGGAGGAAGUCUUGCAUCUUGUAGGCAAGAUCAUUCCACAAAACGAACGAGCUCAAGUUGCAUUUAACGUUCACUUUACAUUUAAAUCCGAAAUAGCAUUUUAUGAGAAAAUCGUACCGGAACUUCAAAAAUUCCAGGAAAAAAAUAAAAGCAAAGAAAUACUUAAUUGUUUUCCCAAAUAUUAUGGAAGCAGGUUAAACUUAAAUGGAAGUGACAAAGUUGACAGAGACGGUGUGAUAUUGCUGGAGAAUUUAAAGAUAAAAGGAUACAAUAAUCUUGAUCGAUACAUUGGGUAUAACUUGGAAGAUACCAAAUUAUUACUUAAAGAUCUGGCUAUAUUCCAGUCAACUGUCGUUGCUUUAAAAAUUAAAGAGCCCGAUGUAUUUAACAGAGAGGUUAAACCAUUUUGUAAUAACUACAUGACAAAAACUGCGGAUAAUCCAUUUAAAAAAAUGAUCUUGGUUAUUGAAGAAAUUCUUGCAGAAUCAGAAGAAUUUAAACAAUUUAUUCCAAAGGUAAAAUUAGCAUGGAACAAAGCAGAAACCAAAACUGAAGUAAGAGAACCAUUUGCAACGAUUGUCCACCGUGACCUCUGGCUCAACAAUACAAUGACAAAAUACGAAAGUGGGAAACCACCAAAGAACAUGUUUUUUGAUUUUCAACUGUACGAUUACGGUUCGCCCGCUGUGGAUGUUUUAAAUUUCAUAUUUACCAGUGUACAGACAGCGGUUUCUAAAAAGUAUUUUGAUGAUUUAUUACACCAUUAUCAUUCACAAUUUGUGUCCAACUUAGAACGUUUAAGAUGCAAUACUGAAUCGUUUAGUUAUAUAAAAUUUCUGAAAGAAUGUAAGAUGGAGUCGGAAAUAGUUUUAGGCUGGACCAUGGAUUUUGUUAGCUUGGUGGUGUUUAGUAAAAAAGGCCAAGCACUUCAAGGCGACAUCAAUUUUGAAGAUCCUGCAUUUAGACAAAUAGUAAAGGACAGGAUGAUGCCAGAGGCCAAAGAAAGACUGUUUUUUAUAAUAAGUCAGUGUCAUAAAUGUAAUUGGUUAUGAAAAUAACCGAUAGAUGUACAAAUUGUUGAUUC